AUGUGCUGCAUGCCCUAUUUUGUAAUGCUUUUUAUUGGCAUUGCGAAUUUGACCAUGAAAGGGGAUUGCCGAUUCGAGUUCACAAAUGUGAAUUGCAGUUCAUUUGACAAGAAAUUCGGAGAAUUCGAAUAUUGUUUUUUGAAAUCGGUGAAUCGCAGUUACAAGUACUUCUCUGCCAAACUGCAACUCUAUCAACUGCCCAUUAGUAUAAUUAAGAUAAACUUGGUGAUGUGGAAAAGGUACAAUGGAUACAAGCCUUUUCUCUACAACAUAACAGUGGACUUUUGCAAAUUCAUAAACAACCGAAAGUCGAACCCAGUGGCGAAUUUCGUGUUCGAAUCAUAUCAGAGAUACUCGAAUCUCAAUCACUCGUGUCCGUUUAAUCAUGACCUCAUAAUGGAAAAACUUUCCAUCGACAUAAUGAACCACCGAAUGACAAAAAUUCUGCCCUUUCCGGAAGGGGACUACCUCUUUGAGACGACUUGGUUUCGGUCCAGAGUUCGUACUUUUGUAAUGAAAAUUUAUGGAACACUGUCGUAA
Drosophila bipectinata is the source of this 540-nucleotide messenger RNA. RefSeq lists its product as uncharacterized. The record is from RefSeq and is a predicted model, not a curated record. Lineage: Eukaryota; Metazoa; Arthropoda; Insecta; Diptera; Drosophilidae.